Messenger RNA from Vitis vinifera (wine grape), 2521 nucleotides. Its product is annotated as pentatricopeptide repeat-containing protein At5g66520. Gene Ontology annotation, molecular function: zinc ion binding; protein binding; RNA binding. The coding region runs from base 259 to 2181 and encodes 640 amino acids. The transcript has a single exon. The record is from RefSeq and is a predicted model, not a curated record. NCBI's taxonomy places the organism in Eukaryota, Viridiplantae, Streptophyta, Magnoliopsida, Vitales, Vitaceae. Gene Ontology annotation, biological process: RNA modification.
CACUUGAUCAUGGCCAUCAGUAUAUACUGUAUGGUAGGAGCUCUUUGUUGAUUUGUUUUGAUGGAGGCCCAUCACUAUUUUCCUGAGAAAUUUACAAAUUCGAACUCUAUAGGCCACCCACUGAGGGUUGGUGGAUGGUUGUUACUGACUCCCAACUCAGACUGUUAAAAACCGUUGAAGGAUCCAUAGUCAGUUCAAGGCUAUUUGCUCUGUAUAUUUGUAGCAGUGUUUUGUACUUGUUGUGUAUCGUCCUCCAAAAUGAUAGGGAAGAAGGUCAUGUCUCUUCUACAAAACGCAACUAAACUCAAUCAAAUCAUCCAAAUCCAUGCUUUAAUCAUCAAGACCUCAUUGGAUGGCAACAAUUUUGUGCUUGCCAAGCUUUUGCGUAGGUUGUUUGCGUGUUCUUCGGCUAAUGAUUUACUUUAUGCCCGCUCUGUUUUUGAUGAGAUUCCAUCUCCGGAUACCUUCAUUUGGAACACCAUGAUCCGGGCUUACUUGAAUUCCCAAAACCCCCAAGAAUCCAUGUCCCUUUUCUUUCAAAUGCGGCAUCAAGAAUGCAUUCCCAUUGAUAGUUACAGCCUUUCACUAGUUAUUCAAGCAUGUGGACGAUUGAAGGAUCCUGGAAAUGGGCAAAAAUUACAUACCCAGGUGCUUAAAAUUGGGCUUGGAUCUGAUUUAUUUGUGGAGACUGCUCUUAUUGAGAUGUAUGCGAAGUUCGGUGAUAUUGAAAUUGCCAGGAACAUUUUGGAUGAAAUGGCUCACCCAGAUUUAGUUCCGUAUAAUGUUUUGUUAGCCGAGUACGUUCGAGUUGGGGAGAUUAACUUAGCACAUGACUUGUUUGAUAGGAUGCCUGAGAGGGACUUGGUUUCUUGGAAUACCAUGAUUCAUGGGCACGCCUCGCUUGGUGAUGUGGGGACAGCCAAGAAGUUAUUUGAUAGAACUUGUGAAAGAGACCUGAUUUCUUGGAGUUCCAUGAUUGCAGCCUAUGCAAAAGCCAGGCAGUCUAAUGAGGCCUUGAGGCUAUUUCAUGAGAUGCAAUUGGCCAAUGUAUUGCCUGAUAAGGUCACCAUGGUCAGCGUGUUGUCUGCCUGUGGAGAUGUGGGUGCCCUGGGCAUGGGGAAGAUGAUCCAUGAGUGCAUAGAGAGAAACAGAAUUGAAAUAGAUCUCAAGCUUGGGACUUCUCUUGUAGACAUGUAUGCAAAGUGUGGGGACAUAGACAAUUCACUGAGAGUCUUCAAUGGGAUGAAUAAUAGGGAUGUAUUUGCUUGGAGUGCUAUGAUCAUGGGACUUGCUAACCACGGGUUCGGAGAGCUUGCCCUUGAUCAUUUCUCCAAGAUGAUAUCUGAAGAUAUCAAGCCUAAUGAUGUCACGUUUAUAGGUGUGUUAAGUGCUUGUAGUCACAUUGGUCUGGUGGACGAGGGGUGGACAUAUUUCACAUCAAUGAGUAAAGUUUAUGAUGUUAGUCCUAAAAUUGAACACUACGGAUGUGUGGUUGAUAUUUUGGGCCGAGCAGGGCGGCUUCAAGAGGCCAUGGAACUCAUUAAAAGUAUGCCCUUUGCGCCUGAUGCCAUUGUCUGGAGGGCCCUCCUUGGAGCCUGUAGAAUCUACAAGAAUGUUGAGAUUGCAGAAGAAGCUACAGUGAAUCUUCUAGAACUGGAGCCUCAUGUAGAUGGGAAUUAUGUGCUGCUGUCAAACAUAUAUUCCCAAGCCAAGGAGUGGGACAAGGUCGUGAAUGUCCGCCGGAUGAUGAAAAACAUAAACAUUCAGAAGGUCCCAGGAAGCAGUUCAAUUGAAGUGGACAAUGCAGUUCAUGAAUUUGUUGCGGGUGAUCAGUCACACCCAGAAUCCAAAAAGAUCUUGAGGAUGUUGAGUGAGAUCACUGCUAGGUUAAAAGCUAAUGGAUAUGCACCAUUGACAGCCUCUGUUUUACAAGAUUUUGAUGAGAAAGAGAAAGAAAACGCAUUAGCCCAUCACAGUGAGAAGUUAGCAAUUGCUUUCGGGCUUCUGAGCACAGCUCCAGGUUCCACCAUUAGAAUUGUAAAGAACCUCCGAGUUUGCGAUGACUGUCAUAUUGCCAUCAAGCUUAUUUCAAGAACGUACAAGAGGAGGAUCAUUGUGAGGGACCGGAAUCGGUUUCAUCAUUUUGUUAAUGGUUCAUGCUCUUGCAAGGACUACUGGUGAAAGAAUCAAGCAGAAACCACUGGGGGAAUUGACUGGGAAAUGUGGUUCUAGGUCUUAGGCAUCCAUCCACAGCCACUUACUGAUCAUUAGCUAGGCUCAGAGAAUGUGAAGUGGAACACUAAUCAUCUAUACAGCCACAGGAUGAUUCUGAAGGGGUUUUUACUUUUUUAAACCAACCUCUCUAUUAUUGAAAGCAGCUUAGCCAUCUUCACUGAAACAGGAUGAAGUAUUUACUUACUGGUUUUUUGUGGUUGGUUGAUAUGAUAUGAUUGUGCCAAGGUCUGUUUACCAUACAGAAAUUCACUUUUUCAAGAUCUAUAAAAAAGACACCAUUAAUCAA